Ostrea edulis (European flat oyster) is the source of this 558-nucleotide messenger RNA. RefSeq names its product putative nuclease HARBI1. The transcript has 3 exons. The coding region runs from base 1 to 558 and encodes 185 amino acids. Lineage: Eukaryota; Metazoa; Mollusca; Bivalvia; Ostreida; Ostreidae. The record is from RefSeq and is a predicted model, not a curated record.
AUGGCAGGUGAUGAGGAGCCCACAUUCAUCUGUAGGAAGGGAUUCCAUGCCAUCAACGUGCAUGCCGUUGUGGAUGUAAAUCUCAGCUUUACAAACAUAGUGGUGAGAUGGCCUGGGUCCACACGUGACUCCUUCAUCGUAACAAAUUCCUUUCUCCCAAACAUUAUGGAAGGAACUGAUGGAUGGCUGUUGGGGGAUUCUGGGUACCCUUUGAAGAAGUGGCUUCUGACACCUUUUGCUCAGCCAUCAAAUCAGCAGGAGCAGAGGUACAACCGUGCCCACUGUUCCACUAGAAAUACAGUGGAGAGAGCUUUUGGUGUACUCAAGAGCAGGUUUAGAUGUAUGCACAAGAUUGGUGAGACUUUACAAUUUGGUUCGGAGAAAUGCAUCAAAAUCAUUGAAUGCUGCUUUCGGCUCCACAACAAGGCUAUCCUCGACAAAAUACCCCUGCAAGCCACAAAUGAGGCAGCUGUGCCAGUGUUUCACCACCAUGCAGCAUAUCAAGGAAAUGACAAUGAUGGUCUUACUUUGAGACAUAGGAUAACACAGAGAUUUUAA